AUGGCUUCUUCUUCUGGUGCAAGAAAGUAUCCGAAAAGGCUGUAUGAUGUUGAUAAAACCCCAAUUCAGAGUAGGAGCAUGAACCAUAGUUGUUUUUUGGCCAACAUUCAAACGGUGCUAGAAGCUGUCGGGGAUGAUGUUGUGUCUGAGUUGAGGGAAUCAGCUGUUGGAGUGAUUCUGAAGCUAAAAGAGUUGGAAUACACUUGGUCUGCUUCCUGCGUUCACCAUUUUCUCGCCAAUCAAUUGGCUAUCGACAACAUUCAUGAGAUGUGGUCCUUGAUAGAUUGUAUGCCGCUGCGGUUUUCUUUGUACGAGUUUGGAGAGAUUACGGGGCUAAAUUGUGAUCCUUUCGACAAGAAUGAGAUUUGGGAUGUGGAGCAUGAAAGUUUUUGGCUGGAGAUGAACGUGCCCACAUCAGAAGGACCUACAUUGAAAGAGCUACAAGCCCUUUUUCCUAUUUGCAGAAACUGGUCUCGAGAGAAGCGAGUGAUGAUAGGUUUGUUGUGUCUGCUAUGCAUUGGGAUAUUUGGAAUUUCAAGCAACAGCAGAAUCCCUUUACAUUGUGCUAAAAGAGUGAUGGAUCCAGCAGCUUCCCAACGAUAUCCAUGGGGAAGUGUAGGAUUUACCAGCCUUCUUGAGUCUAUUAAAGUACUCACCUAUGAUGGAAAGAAGAGUUACACACUUCAUGGUUGUGUUCGUGAGCUCUUAAUAUGGGUUUUUGAGUUUGUCCCUGGUUUAGGAGAGAAAUUUGGGAAUCGGAGAGAAGGUGCUGGUGUCCCUCUUCUGUCAUGGCGGGGAUCUCGUCCGCGUAUCAACUUCUCAGAUUUCUGUGCCCAAGAAAAGAGAACAUAUCAGAAGCCAAUAGAGGAUAGAUAUCCGAAGUGGGAAGAUAAUAAAGUACAUACUGAGCUGGAUAACAUGAUUCAGGACAUCCUCAAAGGUCAGCUUGAUGAAAAGUAUUGGGAAGUAAUGCCUGCUACGAAAUCGACAAAGAGAAAAAGUCACGUGAACCCACCUUGUGUUCUAGAUACCAUGGAUGUGGGUCCUUCUACUAAGCGAAAGAAGGACACAGAACAUGUCAACGGUUGCCACACAUCAGAAACGGUUGUAGCUCACAACAUCGCCAUACUUGGGUUGGUUGAGUCGGUGAAGAACCUGACUGCAUUGAUGGAAUAG
This is a messenger RNA of Brassica oleracea var. oleracea, 1176 nucleotides long. RefSeq lists its product as uncharacterized. The record is from RefSeq and is a predicted model, not a curated record. The transcript has 3 exons. Lineage: Eukaryota; Viridiplantae; Streptophyta; Magnoliopsida; Brassicales; Brassicaceae. Bases 1 to 1176 code for a protein of 391 amino acids.